AUGGAUACGGAAAUAUCGGAGUUAGCUGAACACAUCGCCAUCACUGGCCACACUAUUGACUGGAAUGCAACGGAAAACAUCAAGAAACGGAAGAUCAGGGAAGCUGUGUACACAUUUCAAAGAAACCUGAUGAGUAGGAGAUUAGAAGAGGGAAUAUUUGGCGAUAAUUCCGUGUACUGCCUAGAGAGACCUGGAGAUUCAGAGAAGACAUCAAAAGAAGACGCUUGGGCCCGAAAGAGGCAUCACAAAGGAGCGGCUCAUGAGAUAUAA
This is a messenger RNA of Protopolystoma xenopodis, 270 nucleotides long. The record is from the annotation of a GenBank genome assembly. Lineage: Eukaryota; Metazoa; Platyhelminthes; Monogenea; Polystomatidea; Polystomatidae.